AUGUCCCUCGAAUUUUUCAGAAAACUUGGAAUAGAAAAAGAAAUCUCUAUCAAUGACUGGUCCGGGUUGGAAAUUAAUUUCUCAGCACCUGGUCGUUUAGAAAUUGUGGCAAUUCGGGAGGGUGCAGCCAUUGAUAAAAAUGAACUUAAAGAUGUGGUUUAUCUACCUUUUUCGAACCCAAAAACGCUUGCCGAAUGGAAACCGAGAUUAAUUAACCUGAAAGAAAUAUUGAAAAAAUUAGGUCUGUCUGACCUCCGUUUUGCUUCUCAACCAAAAGAAAACACGAUUAAAAAUAAUGAUGGCGCGAGUCAGGGAAAUAGGCGAAAAUUAUGGGAAUUAGGAGUCCAUACCAAAUUUAGUACUCUGGAUGGAAUAAGUAGUCCAGCCGAUUACGCAGCCAGUGCACGACAAAAAAAUUACGCGGCUUUGGCAGUAACCGACCAUUACAACGUUCAAGCCUUUCCAGAGUUCAGCCAGCAUCAAAGUCCGGAUUUGAAAAUCAUUUACGGUUGCGAAAUGGAAAUGUUGGAGGACAAAUUGCCACCUUAUCUUUUUAACCAUUCAACAGCAAUUUUAGACCAAAAAAUAAAUAAUUUGACUUAUUGCGUUUUCGAUUUAGAAACCACUGGAUUUUUUUCGGAAUACAAUGAGAUUAUUGAAAUAGGUUACGUUAUUUAUCAUCAAGGAGAAAUUAUUCGAGAAAAAGAAUAUUUAAUCCGCCCCAAAAAAGAAAUUCCGGCUGAAGUUUUGGCGGCCUGA
Molecule: messenger RNA, 759 nt
Organism: Racocetra persica
Lineage: Eukaryota; Fungi; Glomeromycota; Glomeromycetes; Diversisporales; Gigasporaceae
Source: the annotation of a GenBank genome assembly